Molecule: messenger RNA, 1805 nt
Organism: Heterocephalus glaber (naked mole-rat)
Lineage: Eukaryota; Metazoa; Chordata; Mammalia; Rodentia; Bathyergidae
Gene: Rita1
Product: RBPJ interacting and tubulin associated 1
Biological process (GO): negative regulation of Notch signaling pathway; nuclear export; Notch signaling pathway
Cellular component (GO): cytoplasm; nucleus
Molecular function (GO): tubulin binding
Source: RefSeq, a predicted model, not a curated record
AUCCCCGACUGGCGCUGGAGGCCCUUGGCGUAGCUUUGCUGGACUCGGCGGCCUCGAAGACAAGGCGUCCUCCCCUACCCCGCGGCGUUCGUGGUCCGGCCCGCAUCCGCCUAGCUGCUGCUAGUUGUUGGUUGCUGGUUGUUGGAUGCACGCGCUGAGCGCGCGUAGCUAGAGCUCACUUCCUGGGCUGAGUCCCCGGGCGCGGGUUCCCCGCAGCCUGAGCUGUUUGGGUUCUGGGUCCUUGAGCUUUCCGGGCUGCAGAUUAGGACCUUGGAUGCAGUGCGCUCCGCGGGUGCUCCUGCACCCCCACCAAAGGGCCCAGACCCGGGGAGAAGGAGGCGCGGGGAGGGGGCGCCAAUGGUCGUAUCCGAAGCCCGCAAGCCAAGAUGCUCAGCUUUUUAGGCGUGACCCACACAUGACUUCUCCUUUUGAAGCCUCAGAUUUGCGACCCGUAAAAUGGAUAUAAUCAAAGCUUCACGGGGCUGUUGAUGAUUAAGUGAGACAAUGCUUGUAAAGCUCAGUGCGCGAGGGAGCCCCAGAGACAGGGCCUGGCGGACAGAUCUCCUCCGCUGUCACCCAAGGCCACUUGCAGCAUGAAGGCCCCCGUGCAGCAGUCCGCUCGUGGGAUGCAGGCCCUCCACCCUCAGCACCGCUGCCGGGUCGGCUGUCGGGUCAAGGCCAGGGCAUCGUAUGUGGAUGAGACUCUGUUUGGCAGCCCCGUGGGCACUCGGCCCAGUGUCCCAGGCUUUGACCCGCCCUGGGUGCAGAAGACUAACGGAACCAGAGCAGUGGGCACCAGGGCGAUACAGAGCUCUCCAGGCAAGGGGAGCUGUGAGACCACCCCCUCUGGGGGCAGCACCCCAGCCCUCACGCCAGGGAAGAAGAACAGAUACAGGCUGAUCAACCACACUCCGUCUUACUGCGAUGAGUCACUCUUUGGCUCCCAACCCAAGGGCACCAGCUGGGAGGCCUCUCGCAUGGCGAAGGGGGACACAGCAAAGCUCCACACCCUCUUUUGGACACCGCCCGCCACUCCCAGGGGCCGUGACUCUCCCCGCCCCAGGGAGAUCCCACUUCGAGCUGUCCAUCCAAGUGGCUCCUCCAUGACACGGCCCCAGGUGGCAGCUGACUCCCAAGGGUUGUCCCUGGACGGCCCCGAGGUCCCUCGCCCUCUGAGGCGAGAGCGUUCCCAUUCCCUCACCUGCCUGAGCGUCCCCAGUGCUGGUCACCCAGCCUCCAGUGCCCCCCACACAAAUGGACCUCAGGACCCCAGGCCUCCCCCAGCAGGGAUGACCUUCCGGAGCCCUCUGGUGAACCCCAGGGCUCCCUCAGUCAGUGCUUCAGUGCCAGCUACCCCCCGGCGAGGCAGGGGACCCCAGAAUCCAAAGCCCCCCUGGAGGUGAGCUGCUUUCACAUGAGGAGGGAUGCAGCCCCUCGUGGGGCCCCUUCAUGAAUGGAGGAGCCCCCGAAGGACCUCCAUGGCAUGGGUGGGCAGUGCCUCCCUUUAUCUUGACAGUCCGCUUGCUCUCUGCCUUCUCCCUGAUACGUCUCUGGCCCCCUGGAGAUGUCCCCUCUGGCCUGUCCCAGCCAUACUACGAAUCAGUGCCAGUCCAGGGCUUCCGCCUCCUGUUGUCUGGUGGCCAUGUGUGACUUGCCACCAGGAGCGGUCCUUCCCACCUCCCUCCCUCCAGGCCAGCUUUCUGCUCAGGACCCAGGGUCCUCCUGAAUCUGGAGGCAUUAGAGGAGUUUUCUUUGAAAUGUGUGUAUUUAUUUCCACGUAUUAAAUAUAUCUGUAGCUCAUCAAA